Myotis lucifugus (little brown bat) is the source of this 2701-nucleotide messenger RNA. It is a transcript of the gene TMEM25, whose product is annotated as transmembrane protein 25. Gene Ontology annotation, biological process: negative regulation of excitatory postsynaptic potential. The record is from RefSeq and is a predicted model, not a curated record. The transcript has 8 exons. The coding region runs from base 156 to 1397 and encodes 413 amino acids. Lineage: Eukaryota; Metazoa; Chordata; Mammalia; Chiroptera; Vespertilionidae.
GCUCGCCGGCGAGUCAGUUCGGCCUUCCGCGCGUGGCUGCUCGCCUCCUUGCCUUCCGCCCCGUGGGUCGGUCUACAUUGGUUUACUUGCGUGGUUUAUUUUUGUUCUGGAGACCUAGUUCUGGAGGAAUACAUUUGCCCGCUCCCACCUGAAUAAUGUCGAGGCCCGCCCCUUCUUUUGGCAGCCCGGCCGCGGCCACCAUGGCGCUGCCCGCAGGCCCAGCCGCCCUCCCGCACACACUGCUGCUCCUGCCAGCCCUCCUGAGCUCAGGUUGGGGGGAGUUGGCGCCGCAAAUCGAUGGCCAGGCCUGGGCUGAGCGGGCACUUCGGGAGAAUGAACGCCACCCCUUCACCUGCCGAGUGGCGGGGGUGUCUGGCACCCCCCGAUUGGCCUGGUACCUGGAUGGACAGCUGCAGGAGGCCAGCACCUCACGGCUGCUGCGUGUGGGCGGGGAGGCCUUCUCGGGGGGCACCAGCACCCUCACUGUCACUGCGCAGCGGUCCCAGCAUGAGCUCAACUGCUCCCUGCAGGACCCGGGCAGUGGCCCGGCCGCCAACGCCUCGGUCAUCCUCAAUGUGCAAUUUAAACCGGAGAUUGCCCAGGUCGGGGCCAAGUACCAGGAAGCUCAGGGCCAGGGCCUCCUGGUUGUUCUUUUUGCCCUGGUCCGUGCCAACCCGCCUGCCAAUGUGACCUGGAUCGACCAGGAUGGGCCGGUGACUGUCAACACCUCAGACUUCCUGGUGCUGGAUGCCCGGAAUUACCCCUGGCUCACCAACCACACAGUGCAGCUGCAGCUUCGCAACCUGGCACACAACCUCUCUGUGGUCGCUGCCAACGAUGUGGGGGUCACCAGUGCCUCGCUCCCAGCCCAAGGACUCCUGGCCACUCGGGUGGAAGUGCCACUGCUGGGCAUCAUUGUAGCCGGAGGGCUAUCGCUGGGCACCCUGGUGGCAUUCAGCACCUUAGUGGCCUGCCUGGUCUGCAGGAAAGAGAAGAAGACCAAAGGCCCCUCCCGGCGCCCAUCUCUGCUCUCUAGUGACUCCAACAACCUGAAGCUCAACAACGUGCGCCUGCCCCGGGAGAACAUGUCCCUCCCGUCCAACCUUCAGCUCAACGACCUCACUCCAGACUCCAGAGGGAAACCAGCAGACCGACAGACGGCUUGGAAUAACAGCCGGCCAGAGCCAGAGCUCCUGGAUUCAGAGCCCGGCGGCCUCCUCACCAGCCGAGGCAGUCAUGUUGCAGGCUUUACCCCCUCCUGCUACAAAAUCAGCUAUCACUUGUCCAUCUUCCAAAAUUGUGUUGCUACAACUUCUGAAGGUCAAGAUGGCAGCAUAGGUAAAUGUGUUACCUCCCACAACCAUGUCAAAGUUACAACCAUGAUUCAGAACCCCUGAAAUCUAGCCAAAUGGAAGUCCUACAACUAGGAAAUUAAAGGUGAAGAGGCCACAUUGAGACUGGUAGGAGGGAUGGAGACAAGGAACAGGCUGCUCCCACAGCCUUGUGUGGCAGAUAAAAAUUGGGAUGGAUAUCUCGGCUGGGGAGUUCCCCCUAAGGAGAAAGGGAUACCAGCCCCACACCAGGCUCCUCAUAACUUCUGGCUGUAAAAAAACAGAGGAGACUGACGCUGAAGGAGAUGGAGGCUGCUAAAGUCCCAGGCAUUUCUCUUAAAGGGCCACACAUGAUCUUUACUCAGACUCACUCCCUCUAGCUACAGCACAGGGGCAGCAGCUUGAAAGGCACCAGAGCCAUACAAGGAGGAACUGAAUUGUCCUGUAUCAGGGUGAGAGCUGGGGGGCCAGGUUUCUUCCAGACACAAGUGCUGGCAGAGGCCAUUGUUCCUUUGCUGAGCCCUCUCCCAAAGAGCUGGAGGUGGGUGUCAUAUCUGAGACCCCAUCAACCUGGCUCACACUGUUAGCCCUGUCCUGGUGAUUUCCUGAGACCCCACCACACCCAACUUUCAGGCCCAUCCAAGCUGUUUCCAGUGGCUUUUCCAUACAAAUGGCCUGUCUUGGCUCACGCUUUAGAUUUUUCUAAAAUCUCUCAAACAAGCAGCAUUUGGCCUGACCAUGCCCCAUCCCUUUCACUAAGUGGCCCAGGCUCGACACUAGCAGCAGCUGGCCUUGGUUCACAGCUUGGCCUCUUCUGGGCACCUCCAAGCCCAGCACAAGUAGCAGCCAUCUGCAUAUUGUUUGUAGCUCAUGCCAGGUGAGUCACAAGCAGUGACUGAACUUGGCCUGCACCUCCAGGGAGGCCCCAGAGCCAAUGCACCCAGUAGACAGCUUCAGACCAUGUCAAAGCACCACCACCCAACCACCUCCAUAAACAAUACACUCAGGUGGCAGACUGAGUAGGCACCAGAGCCCCAUUGAAGUAAGUCCUGUUCUGUGGGGUGGACCCUUGCACAGCUGAUCCAAUCCAAUGGUUGGAAGUUGGUGGUAAGUGGUUGUAGCCAGUCCUUGCAGCUGAUGAGCCUCACGGUAAAUUCCUCCCACUGACAUGCCAACAACAAUCAAGGCUCAACUAUAAGAGAAGGGGUACACAGCCCACACGGGGGGCACACUCAAGUGCCCAGCUGGGGUGAUAAGGGAGGCUAUGCCACUGGACCCUAUAGAACAACUACUACUAUAGGCCACUCUACCAAGCCCAGGAGACAUAGCAGCUCUACCUAAUCCAUAGAAACAAACACAGGAUGGAUGCC